AUGGAAAAUUUGGAGGAAGAUGUAAAGUUUAUUGUGGAUGAAACCUUGGAUUUUGGAGGCCUUUCACCAUCUGACAGUCGUGAGGAGGAAGACGUAGCAGUAUCGGCGACUCCUGAGAAACCUCUCCGACGGGGCCUCUCUCACCGAAGUGACCCAAAUGCAGUAGCCCCCACCUUGCAGGGUCCAAGGCUCAGCCUAGGCCCCCUCAGCCCAGAGAAGCUGGAGGAGAUCCUCCAUGAGGCCAACCGACUGGCAGCUCAACUGGAGCAGUGUGCCCUGCAGGACCGGGAUGGUGUCAGUGAAAGCCCAAGGCCUCGCCAGGUGAAGCCCAGCCCUCGACGAGAGACCUUUGUAUUGAAGGACAGUCCUGUCCGAGACCUGCUACCCACUGUGAGCUCCUUGGCUCGGAGUACUCCUUCUCCAGGCAGCCUGACACCUCGCCUCCGGAGCAGUGAUAGAAAAGUGUCUGUUAAGGCUCUUCGGACGACAUCUGGAAAAAGACUCACCAGUGUGAAGAGGGAAUCACCCACUUGCAAUCUGUUUCCUGCAUCAAAAAGCCCAACAUCUUCUCCCUUUGCCCGAUCAACCCCACCAACCCCUACAAUCCAGGGCAAAACUGGGCCCAAUGGGAGAGCUAUAGCAGGUGAGAGUAUCUGGGCAGGGAAGCUGUGGAGCUGCUGGUCGAAUGCCACUCUCCAGCCGGAGUGCCCUUCCCUGCAAAGGUGGCUUGCCUCCAGAUUCUCUGUCAAGUCGGAAAGGGCUUCCAAGGCCAAAUGCUGCAGGGCACAGAGCUGCCACCUGUGCCACUCAGAGCCACCUGCAGCCCUCCAGGAAAGCUGCAGCCCCAGGGCCUACCAGGUAGAGAGAUCUGGACAGAAAACAGAACUUCAGAAGCCAGCCAACCACUACAGUCACCACCCGGACCUGCCUGUCGCCGGCCUCUCACUGGAGGCAGGUCCUCACUCCAGCAGAUUCUCGCCCAGGGACAAGAGGAAGAGAGCUGCUGGGACUGGUCUCCCCUUCCCCCUUACCUAG
Molecule: messenger RNA, 1035 nt
Organism: Elephantulus edwardii (Cape elephant shrew)
Lineage: Eukaryota; Metazoa; Chordata; Mammalia; Macroscelidea; Macroscelididae
Gene: PSRC1
Product: proline/serine-rich coiled-coil 1
Exons: 8
Coding region: 1-1035 (344 amino acids)
Biological process (GO): mitotic metaphase chromosome alignment
Cellular component (GO): microtubule cytoskeleton; spindle microtubule; spindle pole
Molecular function (GO): microtubule binding
Source: RefSeq, a predicted model, not a curated record